Molecule: messenger RNA, 2677 nt
Organism: Stomoxys calcitrans (stable fly)
Lineage: Eukaryota; Metazoa; Arthropoda; Insecta; Diptera; Muscidae
Gene: m
Exons: 6
Coding region: 423-2417 (664 amino acids)
Source: RefSeq, a predicted model, not a curated record
AAUUUAUUCAAAAUUUCAUAAUCAUAGAAAACUUGGACAAAAUUUAGGAAAAAUUUCUCAAAAUGUCCGUACUGAAGGACGCGAUAAGUGCGAAUUCUGUUCUAACCAUAGGCAGCAUAACGGUAGACCUCUGCAAGUUUAGAGUGGACCACAUAAACAUGGAGCAUUUACAAGCCCCAAUUCCUGAACAUCUGUCAUCCGUUACUCUAUGGGCCUUAUUUCGAAGUAGUAGCUAUUAAAUCGCUAAAAUAAGGCCCACAGAUUGUAGUUCUCUGGAAUGAGUAAGACAGUUCCUACUUUGACAAGCUUGUCUUGGAUAUUUCUGUGGCCCGGUGUCUAGAACAGGUGAAUUUUGUACAGUUCAGCCACCCUGCUAAGAAAUAUGCUUUAGUUUAGUCUUAGCUGGUAAUGAAUUGUGGCCAAUGGAAAGGCCGGAUGGUAUGCCAAACAUAGUCUCAUUAGAAGUGAUGUGCGGUAAGGAUCACAUGGAUGUUCAUUUAACGUUUUCACAUCCGUUUGAGGGCAUUGUUAGUUCAAAGGGUCAACACAGUGAUCCCAGAUGUGUUUAUGUGCCUCCAUCAACGGGCAAAACCUUCUUCUCAUUCAGAAUAUCAUAUUCACGAUGUGGUACCAAACCCGAUUUGAAUGGACAAUUUUAUGAAAAUACGGUGGUCGUGCAAUAUGACAAAGAUCUCCUCGAGGUAUGGGAUGAAGCGAAGCGCUUACGUUGUGAAUGGUUUAAUGAUUAUGAGAAGACAGCAUCCAAGCCGCCAAUGGUCAUUGCUGAUCUGGAUGUAAUACAAUUGGAUUUCCGAGGUGAUAAUGUCGAUUGUUGGAUGGAAAUUCAACAUGGUCGUGGACCAUGGGCGCCUCCUGUUAGUGGCAUAGUACCUCUAGGCUCCACACUUACUUUAGUGGUGGCCAUUAACGAUUAUCGGGGCGAAUUCGACAUGCGUGUUAAAUCCUGUGUUGCUUCCGAUGGUUCUGGUCACGUCAUCAAUUUGUCCGAUGAAUUUGGUUGUGUGCUGCGACCCAAAAUGAUAUCCCGCUUCCUGAAGUCACGAGCACCCGAUGAGAGAGCAACUGUUAUCACUUAUGCCUUCUUCCAUGCCUUCAAAUUCCCCGAUGCCCUAAGUGUGCAUAUCAAGUGUAAAGUGGAAAUAUGUCGCCAUGGCUGCUUGGAUCAUUGCCAAUCGUCUGAUAACUCCAAUGAACGUAAAGAUGUGAUUGGCAAUGAUCAGAUGAUGAAUAACAAAAAUGAUUUGCUACACGAAAUGGCUGGUCAUCAUGGUAGUAUGGCAGGGAAUAUGCAUCACAACAUUGGAGGCGGUGGAGGAGGAGGCGGACAUACCAAUGAAGUGGGUGUGGGUUCGGUAAGCGGCGGCGGAAACAUGGGUGGCCAUCAUGGUGGUGGUGGAGAAAGUGAUCAUGAUGUCUUCUAUGAUGACAUCAUACACAAUCGCAAACAAUUGUCUCAGAUCAAUAGUGGCAUUGCCAAUAUACUGGAUCACUUUAACAAUGUCCAUGAGAAGAGUGCCAAUUUGCCACCCAGGCCGGUGCAUGAGGAUCCCGAGGAACAAGAUUUGGAUGAUAUAUUCGGUGAUGAGGAUUUGGCCAAUCUGGAUGAGGCUCAGUAUAUGGAAUUGCGCAAUAGUGGAAAAUUCCCCCAUGGUCCACGUCAGUUGGCCCAAAAACGCAUGGGAGUACCUAUGGCGGGACCCAGAUCUUUGGAGCCCAAAGACAAAGAUGAGAUGCCAAGACCGGUAUAUAGGCCACAAGCUGAAGCCUUAACGCAGGAGCGAGAAGAUCACAUUGAUCUGGAUAAGCCUGCAAAAGAAAGUGCCACCGAUGAGGGGGAACUGAAAAAGAAUGGAGAUAAUAAAACAACAACAACAACCACAACCGAAGGUAUACCAAGAAGACGCCGCCGUUCCAUAGUCAUAUCCGAUCGCAAAGUGCGUAGUGCUGAUGUGGGUGUUAGUGGCCUAUACGAUGUUAUCUCGGAGGCUGAUUUAGCCUUCUCCCCUGAUACCAAACAGGAGGCUGUAACAGUCUUCCAGGGAAAAAUCACCGAAGAAGUUGUCUAUGGCAUAUGCAUGCCGGUGCCUGGUUUCAGCAUACUCUUCAUAGUGGUCAUCUCGGCCACCAUUGUGUCGGCCUUGAUAGCCGGUUCACUGCUCUAUCGCUACCAGUUGCAAAAGGAGGCCAUGGAAAAGGAGGCACCUAUGCCCGUCUAUGGAACCCUGGCCUCUUGGAUGACCUUACGCAUGUUCCGUAUGCGACAGCAGGCCCAGCAGCAGCAUGAACAAAAUGCUGCCCAAAAUGCUGCAGCGGUGGCUGCUGUACAUAAUUCCCUAUCGGCGGCAGCAGCAGCUGCAGCAGCGGCGGCCACCUUAACGCAUGAGACCAUGCAGUAAAGCAAAUGCAAAAAUCUACACAAAAGACCGAAAGCGGAUGUAUGAAAGAAUUUAAGUAAAAAAAAAAACAAACGUCAGCAGCAAGAACACAACGACAAACAUUGACUGAAUAUUUAAAAAAGGAAAAAAGAGCAAAAACUCAUAAAAUCGAAGAAAUAUUUAUUGCAAAAACAAACUAUUCUUAAACACUCUAUAAAAAAAUGUCAAAUUUCGGGCAUAACUGCAAUAGUUGUUUAAUUAAUUUAUUAUUAUUUUUAUUU